AUGGGAGCAGAAGCUGAAACAGUCUGUGUGACAGGUGCCUCUGGCUUCAUCGGCUCAUGGCUGAUUAUGCGACUCCUAGAGAAAGGUUAUAAGGUCCGAGCGACAGUCCGCGACCCUGACAACACAAAGAAGGUGAAGCAUUUGCUGGAAUUGCCAAAGGCUGAUACCCACUUGACUUUAUGGAAAGCUGAUCUUUCUGUGGAGGGGAGUUUUGAUGAAGCAAUUCAAGGGUGCACAGGAGUGUUCCAUGUUGCUACUCCCAUGGAUUUUGAGUCCAAGGACCCUGAGAAUGAGGUGAUCAAGCCAACGAUUAAUGGGGUACUGGACAUCAUGAAAGCAUGUGCCAAAGCAAAAACAGUGAGAAGGAUAGUAUUCACGUCUUCAGCAGGAACUGUAGAUGUUGAAGAACACAAAAAACCAGUGUAUGACGAAAGCUGCUGGAGUGAUUUGGAAUUUGUUCGGUCCAUAAAAAUGACUGGAUGGAUGUAUUUCGUGUCCAAGACUCUAGCUGAGCAAGCUGCAUGGAAUUUUGCUAAAGAAAAUAACUUGGAUUUUAUCAGCAUCAUACCAACUCUUGUUGUUGGGCCAUUCAUCAUGCAGUCAAUGCCACCAAGUCUUCUAACCGCACUUUCACUCAUCACUGGAAAUGAAGCCCACUAUGGGAUUAUAAAGCAGGGAAAUUAUGUGCAUUUGGAUGACCUCUGCAAUGCUCAUAUAGUUUUGUUUGAGAAUCCAAAAGCAGAGGGCCGCUACAUUUGUUCUUCGCAUGAUGCCAACAUUCAUGAUCUUGCCAAAUUACUCAGAGAAAAAUGCCCAGAAUACAACGUUCCAUCUAGCGUCAUGGUGAUCAGGUUGAAGGACAUCGAUGAGGAUUUGGCGAGAGUUGUUUUCACAUCCAAAAAGCUGACGGACUUGGGUUUCGAGUUCAAAUACAGCUUGGAGGAUAUGUUCGUAGGUGCUCUGGAAACAUGCAGAGAAAAGGGACUAAUUCCCCUUUCUCAUGAAAAAGAAGCCAUUAAGGAAUGCAAAGAAAAUGGAGUGGUUCCUGCCGGUCCUAAGGCCCCUGCUAUUCCUAAUUAG
Dovyalis caffra is the source of this 1080-nucleotide messenger RNA. NCBI's taxonomy places the organism in Eukaryota, Viridiplantae, Streptophyta, Magnoliopsida, Malpighiales, Salicaceae. The record is from the annotation of a GenBank genome assembly.